Micromonas commoda is the source of this 723-nucleotide messenger RNA. RefSeq lists its product with no specific name. NCBI's taxonomy places the organism in Eukaryota, Viridiplantae, Chlorophyta, Mamiellophyceae, Mamiellales, Mamiellaceae. The record is from RefSeq and is a predicted model, not a curated record. The coding region runs from base 1 to 723 and encodes 240 amino acids. The transcript has 2 exons.
AUGCACAGAGACAUUCCCCUGUUCUCCGACUCCCGGGGGAAGCGCGGCAGCGGCGUGAGCGGCACGACAUAUGCCCUCAUCGGCAUCUGCGUCCUCCUCUUCGUCGGUUACAUCAACCUCCACUUCGGCAAGUCGGCGGCCGUCCGGGAGGUGGAGCGCCACCGCAAGGACAUCGUCGCGCACACAGCCAAGGUACAGCACCUGGAGGCGCAGCACACGCUGAAGGACCGCAGCCGCGAGGAGAUGCAGGCGUCUAUCGACUCGCUGAACAAGAGGUUGGAGACCGCCGAGGCCGCCCUGCAGCGCGAGGCGGUCAAGGCGAAGGAGUUCGAGGAGAAGGUGGCCGUCAUGGAGGGCACCAUCGAGCUGCACAAGCAGGAGGUGGAGAAGUGCGGCAAGGAGAAGAAAGCCGCUGAAGACGAAUCCAGGCACUCCAAGAUCGAGGCCGAGUACGCCAACGACGCGCUGAAGAGGUGCAAGACUGACCUGGCCACGUCGGUCGACGGAGUCUCGUCAGCCGGGUUGAACGCGGGCCGAGAUCCGAGGACGGCUGCACCCGAGCACAAAAAGGUGGAGGUCGAGGACGAGCCCGAGGAUGUGAUCGAGGAUGCCCCGCUGCCGAGGGAGACGCGACGCGGCGGGGACGGGGACGGGGACGCGGGUGUCAUCUUCGCGGACGACGAGACGGCAAAGGCGUUUGGGUUCAGGAGCGGCAGGGAUUGA